AUGGAGCCCGGAGCUGCAAGUGGAGAGCGCGUGCAGGUACAGCGCAUAUAUGUGGAGUCAGUUGGUUCGGACGGGACGCAGACGGUACCGGCGAUACAGGUGGACGACCAGCCAGCAGAGUCGCCGUUCAGUGACGAGUUCCAGUUUGAGGUGGGGGGGCGCGAGGGCCGGCAGCCGUCGAUUUUGAAGGCGGAGCGGCAGCCACAGCGGCAGGGCGGCAAGCUUGCGUUUGCCACGGGGACGGGAGAGCACGUGGACGGCGCGAAUAGCGAGUUCUCGAUGACGCUGACGCCCACGCGGGUGGGGCAGCCCCAGAGUGUCCCGUUGUCGGACGGGAAGCGGCGCGAGCUGCGUUCUGCAAAAGAGAUGAAGAUUCUGCGGUGGGGUACGCAGCGGCACAAGACCGGGCGGCCUGUGGGCCGAGCGCGGACUUUGAGGUGGGGCAAGAAGAACUACGACAACUUGCCCGAGGACCGGGGCAGCGGUGGAAGUGACACGGACGCGGGGGUGGCGGGGAAGAGCCGCGCUGCCGAGAAGCGCGCGGUGUACUUCAACAUGCCGCUGCCUCCGGAGCUAACCGGAGAAAACGGCCGACCGGUGGUGAACUACCCACGGAACAAGAUACGCACGACGAAGUAUACGCCGUUGUCGUUUCUACCGAAAAACUUGGCAUACCAGUUUAAGAACGCGGCUAACAUCUACUUUCUUUUGUUAGUGUGUCUCAGUUUCGUGUCCAUCUUCGGCGUCACGAACCCGGCGCUUGCAGCGAUUCCGUUGAUAGCCAUUGUUGUGAUAACCGGGCUCAAGGACGCGUUUGAAGACUCCAGGCGCACCAUCCUUGACUUGGAGGUGAACAACAUGCGCUCGCAUAUACUACACGGUGUCGAAAACAACAAUGUAUCAGCGGACAAUGUUUCACUGUGGCGUAAAUUCAAAAAGUUAAACACCAGGUUAUUGAUUGCAACAGUCCGUUUCUUCCGCGAGUCUUUCACGGAGGCUGGGCGGCGGCGGCGCGCGCAGCGAGCGCGCGAGGAAUCUCAAAUGGCUGCUUCGAGGCUGGGCAGCGACCCCAGAAUGUCUUUGGACUCUAUGGGCUCCUACCGACCAUCUCUGGACUUUGACAAUAUAGGGCAACUCGUUUCCUCGGAUCAGGUGUCGGUGCUUAACCGGAACCUACCGCCUGUACCGGAUUGCAGGUUUGGUAAGUCUCAUUGGAAGGAUAUAAGAGUCGGAGACAUCGUUAGAAUCCACAAUAACGAUGAAAUACCCGCAGACAUAAUCCUAUUGUCCACUUCCGACGCCGAUGGGGCUUGUUAUGUUGAGACAAAAAAUUUGGACGGUGAGACGAAUCUCAAGGUCCGCCAGUCUUUAAAAUGUUCCCAUCGGAUUAGAAAUUCUAAAGAUAUUUCUCGUUGCAAAUUUUGGGUCGAAUCAGAGGGACCGCAUGCAAACCUAUACUCCUACCAAGGGAACUUCAAAUGGGUGGAUUCGGAAACUGGCGUUAUGCAUAACGAACCUGUCAAUAUUAAUAACAUGUUAUUACGUGGCUGUUCCUUGCGCAACACAAAAUGGGCGAUGGGAAUUGUUAUGUUUACAGGUACAGAUACCAAGAUUAUGCUCAAUGCUGGUGUUACGCCUACUAAGAGGUCUAGGAUCUCCAGAGAAUUGAACUACUCCGUUAUUUUGAACUUCGUUUUCCUAUUCGUUUUAUGUUUGGCAGCAGGCCUAGUGAAUGGUAUUUAUUACCGACGGGAUGCAACCUCCAGGACUUUCUUCGAGUUUGGUACUGUGGCAGGGACGCCGUUUGCUAACGGUAUUCUCGCCUUCUUUGUCGCUCUUAUCCUUUACCAGUCCUUGGUGCCCAUUUCAUUGUACAUUUCUAUUGAGAUAAUAAAAACCGCGCAAGCCGCAUUCAUUUAUGGUGAUGUCCUAUUAUACAAUCCAAAAUUAGACUACCCAUGUACUCCUCGAACAUGGAAUAUUUCAGACGACUUGGGCCAAAUAGAAUAUAUCUUCUCUGAUAAGACUGGUACUCUAACCCAAAAUGUUAUGGAAUUUAAAAAGUGCACGAUUAACGGUGUUUCAUAUGGUCGCGCUUACACGGAAGCUCUUGCAGGACUCCGUAAGCGCCAAGGGGUUGAUAUUGAAGAGGAAGGCGCCCGUGAACGUGCUGAAAUAGAAGAAGAUAAAAAGCAAAUGGUUGAGUUACUACUUAAACUCGGAAAAAAUUCUCAAUUAGAUCCUCAUACUGUGACCUUUGUUUCAAAAGAAUUAGUACAAGAUCUAGGUGGUGCCAAUUCUCAAGAACAAAAGGAGGCAGUAGAGCAUUUUAUGUUGUCACUUGCAUUGUGUCAUUCGGUAGUUGUUGAAGAAAAUAAAAAUAACCCAGAAAAGCUAGAUAUAAAAGCUCAGUCGCCAGAUGAGGCUGCGCUCGUUGAAACUGCAAGAGAUAUGGGGUUUAGCUUUGUGGGCCGCACGAAGAAUGGUGUUAUCAUAGAAAUACAAGGUGUUCAGAAAGAAUUUCGGAUUUUAAAUGUCUUAGAGUUCAAUUCAACUCGGAAGAGGAUGUCCUGUAUUGUUAAGAUUCCUGCUGCUGAUGAAAACUCAAAGCCGAAGGCUCUCUUGUUAUGCAAAGGAGCUGACUCAGUCAUAUAUUCCAGGCUUGAUAGAUCGAGGAAUGAUCCAAAGUUGUUGGAAAGAACCGCCUUGCAUCUAGAACAGUUUGCCACUGAAGGUUUAAGAACUCUAUGUGUAGCGCAACGUGAGAUAGACUGGGAUGAAUACCUAAAUUGGAAUGAACGCCGUGAGUUAGCUGCUGCCUCUCUAGAUAAUCGUGAAGAAGCGUUGGAGAGGGUAGCAGAUGCGAUUGAACGUCAACUUGUUCUUCUUGGUGGUACAGCAAUCGAAGAUAGAUUACAAGAUGGUGUGCCCGACUCUAUCUCUAUUCUCGCAGAUGCAGGAAUUAAGUUAUGGGUGCUAACAGGAGACAAGGUUGAGACGGCAAUUAACAUUGGUUUCUCGUGUAAUUUGUUGGGCAGUGAUAUGGAGUUGUUGGUGAUCAAAUCAUCUGGAGAGGAUGUUGAACAUUUGGGCGAAAAGGAUUCUGAUGUGGUACUUGCCCUAAUAGAUAAGUACCUAGAAACCCAUUUUAACAUGAAAGGGUCCCCAGAGGAGCUAGCUGCUGCUAGAAAGGACCAUACGCCCCCACAGAGUGCUUUUGGUGUUGUGAUAGAUGGAGACGCGUUAAAGUUGGCCCUACAUGGAGAAGACAUUCGUCGGAAGUUUUUACUAUUGUGCAAGAACUGUAAAGCUGUUCUUUGUUGCCGUGUCUCUCCAUCUCAAAAAGCUGCAGUGGUCAAACUUGUCAAGGAAUCCUUAGAUGUCGUGACGUUGGCAAUUGGUGAUGGCUCCAAUGAUGUGGCUAUGAUACAAGCCGCGGACGUAGGCAUUGGCAUUGCGGGCGAAGAAGGUAGACAGGCUGUGAUGUCGGCGGACUACGCCAUUGGCCAGUUCAGAUACUUGACCAGAUUGGUCUUGGUCCACGGGCGGUGGUCAUAUAAAAGACUAGCGGAGAUGAUCCCCCAAUUUUUCUACAAGAACAUCACUUUCACUUUAGCACUCUUUUGGUUCGGUAUUUGCAGUAACUACGAUGGGUCCUAUUUAUUCGAGUACACGUACUUGAUGUUCUACAAUUUGGCCUUCACUUCCCUUCCUGUUAUCUUCCUGGGUAUCAUGGACCAGGAUGCCAGCGACGUUCUUUCUGUGGUAGUGCCACAGUUAUACAAGGUGGGCAUCCUGCGUACGGAGUGGACACAGAACAAGUUCUGGUGGUACUGUUUUGACGGUGUGUACCAAUCGAUCAUAUGUUUCUUCUUUCCCUACCUAUGCUACUACCGUACCGGGCUUAUUACCAAGAACGCCUAUGGUCUCGACCACCGCUACACUUUCGGCGUGUUUGUCACCUCCAUCGCGGUUGUCUCCUGUAACCUCUACGUGCUCAUCCACCAAUACCGCUGGGACUGGUUCACAACCCUUUUCAUCUUCCUUUCCUGCGGCAUCCUCUUCUUCUGGACCGGCGUCUGGAGCAGCGCGACGUACUCUGGCGAAUUCUACAAGACCGCCGUCCGUCUCUACGCACAGCCCGUCUUCUGGGCCGUCCUCUUUGUCGGUGUGAUCUUCUGCCUCCUCCCGCGCUUUACGUGGGACGCUGUGCAGAAGCUCUUCUUCCCCCGCGAUAUCGACAUAGUCCGGGAGUGCUGGUGGCGCGGCGACUUCGACAUGUACCCCGAGGACUACGACCCCACAGAUCCAAACCGGCCGCGUAUCAACGUUUCCCACACAGGCGUCGACCGCGCCUCCGACGACGAACGCUCCCGCACCGGCAGCGACCUCGGCGUGACCCGCACCACCGUCAUAUCCGAAGACAUCCCCAUGGGCUUGAUCGACAAGACCGCACCGCACUCCCGCGCCGAUCCGACAACACCCCUGGGCUCCGAGGAUUCCGCGCGCUACUCGCUCGAGGUCACCCGCCGCGAAAUGCUUCAAACCCACCAGCUCGAUAGCCGCUACUCGGUCGAGCGUGCACGCACCUCGCUCGACCUACCGGGAGUCACCCGCGCGCGCACACUUAUCAGUAACCAUUAG
This is a messenger RNA of Eremothecium gossypii ATCC 10895, 4644 nucleotides long. RefSeq names its product aminophospholipid-translocating P4-type ATPase DNF1 (gene DNF1). Bases 1 to 4644 code for a protein of 1547 amino acids. Lineage: Eukaryota; Fungi; Ascomycota; Saccharomycetes; Saccharomycetales; Saccharomycetaceae. Gene Ontology annotation, cellular component: plasma membrane. Gene Ontology annotation, biological process: phospholipid translocation. The record is from RefSeq and is marked provisional. The transcript has a single exon. Gene Ontology annotation, molecular function: magnesium ion binding; ATP hydrolysis activity; ATPase-coupled intramembrane lipid carrier activity.